This is a messenger RNA of Knipowitschia caucasica, 2253 nucleotides long. The record is from the annotation of a GenBank genome assembly. NCBI's taxonomy places the organism in Eukaryota, Metazoa, Chordata, Actinopteri, Gobiiformes, Gobiidae.
AUGUCAGCGAGCAACCAAACCAUUGACAGUGGGACCAGCAGAGACAUUGGGACCAGCAGAGACCAAGGAACUGAGCGCUGGCAGCACCUGCUCCAUCACACCCAGACCAGAGUGUGUACCCUGCAGCACACUCUCCUGUCAGUGCAGCAGUUGGAGGAGUCCGUUCAGAAGCUGAGGCUGUGGCUGCGUCUCACUGAGGACCAGCUGCACCUCCCUGUGCUCUACAGCCACGUGCACCAGGAGGAAAUCCUGACCAGACUGAGGGAGAACCAGGUCCUCCAGAGGACCAUAGAGGGACACUCAGACCUGGUGUCCUCGGUCCUCUCUCUGUGUGAGGGGUUGCUGCACGAUGCAGACGCCUGCUGCAGCGACUCAGAGAGCGACUUGUUCACACAAACCAUGAAGAUCCUGGACCAGCGAUGGAGGAACAUCUGCGCCAUGUCUGUGGAGCGGCGUCUGAGGAUCGAGGAGACCUGGUCCCUCUGGUCUAAGUUCCUGGAGGACUUUUCUGGUUUGGACCAGUGGCUCACGGCGUCUGAACUCACAGCCAAGAACCCUGAGUCAGAGAACGUGCUCUACACCAGCGCCAAGCAGGAGCUGAGGAGGUUCCAGGUCCUCCAGAGACAGGUCCAUGAGCGCCUCACACACCUGGAGCUGCUGAACAAACUGUACCAGCGUCUGUCUGUGGACCAGCGCACGGACGCGGCCCACAGCUUGAGGACCAUGGUGGAGGAGAUGAACCAGCGCUGGGACCAGCUGCAGACCAGGGUGCACGCGGUGAUCCGGAGACUCAAGCACUUCACGUCUCAGAGGGAGGAGCUGGAGGAGGCGCGGGAGGCCAUCCUGGUCUGGCUCACACACAUGGACCUCACUCUGACCGACGUGGAGCACUUCUCUGAGGGCGACUGGGGAGAGAAGAGGAGGCAGCUGCAGGUGUUCCAGCAGCAGAUCGUGACCCACACAGAGCAGAUCGAUGCCCUGAUUGUGUUUGGAGAAGUCCUGAUCCAGAAGAGCUGUCCUCAGGAUGCGGCUCUAAUGGAGGAGGAGCUCCAGGAGCUGCAUUCGUACUGUCAGGAGGUGUUCAGGAGAGUGGCCCGCUUCCACCUCAGGCUGUCCACCCAACAACCCCCUACCCUGACCCAGCCCCCCACCAGGACCCAGCCACCGCUGUUCCACACCCGGCUCUCGGACUCAGACCUGGACUCGGCUUCAGACCUGGGCCACAGUCUGUCUUGGAGCGAGACUAAGAGAAGGAGGAGAAGGAGGAGCAGAAGGAGGAGCAGGAAGGUGGAAGGGCCUGCACUCUUAGCCCCGCCCCCUGAGCGUGGGGGGCGUGACACUCCAGUAAGUGUGGAGUCCAUCCCUCUGGAGUGGGACCACACUGUGGAUGUGGGCGGAUCCUCUUCACAGGAGGAGGAGGAGCAGGAGGAGGAGCAGGAGCAGGAGGAGAGCAUCUUUAGCACUUUCUCAGUUAAGUCCCUAAAGGAGCCACAGAAGCAGCAGAGUCUGGAGCCUCCUGACAGCGCCCCCUGUGGUGAGAGAUAUCUCUCCUCUGAAAGCAGCAGCAGCAAAAUCAAUCCGAUUCGACUAAUUCUGAACGACAACGACGAGCCGCAAGUCGACAGGAGCACAGGUCGCUCUGACGUCCCGCAGCAGCUAACCUCUGACCUCUGUGAUGUCACUUCCUGGUUGGGUCGUGUUCAGUUGGAGCUGGGUCACCUGCAGAGUGUGGGCGUGGCCAGUGUCCAGGAGCUGGAGCUGCAGGUGCAACGACUGCAGCACCCCCUAAUCCCCCUCCGCUACCCCCGCCCACCCCCCACGGCCCCUCCCCCCCCCACCCCCACCUCCGCCGACCCCCCCAUCCGACGUUUGCCAGGCCAAUGGGAUGGAGUCUGGGAUCUCUCAUCUGUGGGAAACGACGACACAGACAGUGAUGGGUCCGAGUCAGAGGCCCCACACUUUACCCUCCAGGAGCUGAGGGACGUCCUGUAUGAGAAGAACCAGCUCAAGGCCCAGGUGUUGGUGCUGCAGGAGGAGCUGGCCUACUACAAACAGGAGAGUGACGAGGACUACAGUGAGAGUGUGUGUGGUCCAUACGAGGAUAACACAGACUCUGCUGCUGCUGCUGAGGAGGAGCCCGAGUCCGGCAUACGCAAACUGAUCUUCACGGCCAUCAUGCCCAUGGUGGCAGCUGGUCUGAUCUCUGAUGACCCCGCCCUGAUGCCCAUAAGAAGACUGGUUUCCAUCAGCUAA